UCUUCCCUUCUCAGCUUGCCAGAGAUCAAGAUGAGUCUACGGAAGCAAACCCCCAGUGACUUCCUAAAACAAAUCAUUGGAAGGCCAGUUGUUGUAAAAUUAAAUUCUGGAGUUGAUUAUCGAGGUGUCCUGGCUUGCCUGGAUGGAUAUAUGAACAUAGCUCUGGAGCAGACUGAGGAAUAUGUAAAUGGACAGUUAAAGAACAAAUAUGGAGAUGCAUUUAUCCGAGGAAAUAAUGUGUUGUACAUAAGCACUCAGAAGAGGAGGAUGUGAAGAUGGCAGAAGGAGGCUGGUUUUUUGUACUUGUGAGCCUCUUUGAAGUGAUGAGCCCUAUUUGAUUUGUAGUUCAAAAUCCACAGGUGAAAUACACAAGUGUUUAAGUAUUUUUUUUAAAUAAAUGUAAAUGUGAGUGUAAA
Molecule: messenger RNA, 416 nt
Organism: Melospiza georgiana
Lineage: Eukaryota; Metazoa; Chordata; Aves; Passeriformes; Passerellidae
Gene: LSM6
Product: LSM6 homolog, U6 small nuclear RNA and mRNA degradation associated
Exons: 3
Coding region: 31-273 (80 amino acids)
Biological process (GO): maturation of SSU-rRNA; mRNA splicing, via spliceosome
Cellular component (GO): P-body; nucleolus; U6 snRNP
Molecular function (GO): RNA binding
Source: RefSeq, a predicted model, not a curated record